ACUACAACUACUACUACUACUACUACUACUACUACUACUACUACUACUACUACUACUACUACUACUACUACUACUACUACUACUACUACUACUACUACUACUACUACUACUACUACUACUACUACUACUACUCCUACUACUACUACUACUACUACUACUACUACUACUACUACUACUACUACUACUACUACUACUACUACUACUACUACUACUACUACUACUACUACUACUACUACUACUACUACUACUACUACUACAUCUACUACUACUACUACUACAUCUACUACUACUACUACUACUACUACUACUACUACAUCAACUACUACUACUACUACUACUACUACUACUACUACUACUACUACUACUACUACUACUACUACUACUACAUCUACUACUACUACUACUACUACUACUACUACUACUACUACUACUACUACUACUACUACUACUACUUCUACUACUACUACUACUACUACUACUACUACUACUACUACUACUACUACUACUACUACUACUACUACUACUACUACUACUACUACUACUUUUACUACUACU
Mya arenaria is the source of this 555-nucleotide messenger RNA. RefSeq lists its product as uncharacterized. The annotation marks the transcript as partial. NCBI's taxonomy places the organism in Eukaryota, Metazoa, Mollusca, Bivalvia, Myida, Myidae. The record is from RefSeq and is a predicted model, not a curated record. The transcript has a single exon.